Rotaria sordida is the source of this 2697-nucleotide messenger RNA. The record is from the annotation of a GenBank genome assembly. NCBI's taxonomy places the organism in Eukaryota, Metazoa, Rotifera, Eurotatoria, Philodinida, Philodinidae.
AUGGCUGCUACGACAGUUAAAACGGAUCCAAUUCGAAACGAUAAAAUGAAAUUUCAUACACAAAUUGUCGAUGGAAAACCACAAAUAUUUUUUGAUGCAACUGAUGAAUCUUCAAAAAAAACGAAAUCAAAACGAAAUAGUCGAGCAACGAAUACUGCAAGUCGUCUUACAGAACAACAAAAAACAAAAAUAAAUAAUCAAAAAUCUCCAAUACAAAAUGGAACAAAUAAAUCAAGAGCUAAAACUGAACAAUCAACAAAUAAAAUACAAGUUAAUGAUGAUGGUUCAACAUUAGGAAUUUAUAUGACUAUGGAUGAAUUAACUGAACUUGUUAAAGCUGUAAAAGAAAAUUCAAAAAAUGAUAACAAAACCAAUACAGCAAACAAACAAGAACCACCCGCACCCCCACCCCCGCCCCCACCUCCACCACCACCACAACAACAACAAUAUAUUGAAACAACAGCUCCGCCAAUGGUUCCGAAAUUAGAUUUACCAUCAGAACAUCCUCCACCUCCACCAGUUCAUGGUUCACCUAGAGAACAAGUUUUAAGUAUAAUGGCUGAAAAAAAACGUCAAAAAUGGCUCCGAGAAAAAGCUGAAAUUGAACGAUUACAAUUAGAAAUUGAAUAUGAUCAACUUAAACAUCAAUUAUCACCUCGUCUUAAAAAAAAUUCUGUAUCGCCUGAACGAUCGACAUUUCAAUAUGAUUUUCCACCAACGACAACAAAUAAACCAACACCUGUACCAUCAGUUCCACAAUCAUUUAAACCAAAUGAUUAUCAACAUGAUGUUUCACCAAAAGUUACUGAAAUAGAUCCAAAUCAUGAGGCAUUUAAAACACAAUUAUUGGAAAAAAAACAACAACAAUGGAGACAAGAAAAUUCAGAAAAAGUAGCAAUUUGGAAUCCGUUUGGCCGCCCAGGUGGUGGCGCACCUAAUAUCAAUGAAAAUCAAUCGCGAACAUCUCAAUUGCCAUCAAAUACUGUCGUAUCACAUCGUCCACCAAUUCCACCACAUACUAAUAAUUCAUCGUCUUCAUUAUCACCAACACUUACUCAUAGUGAUCAAACACAUGUUCCAGCUGCAAUGCGAACAAAUUUAUUAUUUGGUGAUGUUCGUUUUGAAGAUGAUGUUAAAACAGCUAAAGAAAUCGAACGUCGCCAAUGGUUAGAAGACUUACAAAAACAAGUUGAAGAAAAUAAAAAUAAAAAAUAUUUUCAACAAGAAACUGAACGUCGACAAGAUUUUUUACAUGAAAAUAUUCGACCACUUGUACAAGAAGCUGCUCAUAGACAUCAACAACAAACAAAUCAUAAUGGACAAGAUUUAAAUAGAUUUAAUCAACAUGAUUCACUAGUACAACAAAAUUUUGAAACAAAUGAAUCAACUAAAUAUGAUAAAAGAGCUCAAUUAGUUGAGAAACUUAAACGUAAUGGAUAUCCAAUAGAUUCAUUAACUAAAACAACUUCCGAUAUGAGAUCAACUGGUACAGUAUCAAAUCAAAAAACAGGUGAAAAAAUUUUCGGUCCAAAUUAUGAUUCACCAUCAGGACAAAAUAUGAAUAAUAAAAUUGAACCAUUACAUUUAAAUGUUGCUAUCGAUCGACAUCAAGUUUAUCGACCAACAGAUGCCCGUCGAGAUGAAGCUGUUAAUACAGUUGAUUCAACUUUUCGAAGUGAUCAUGGUGUUCAAACUGAUCUUCGAUUAGUAUUACCAAAUCGACCAACAAAUUCACAUGCUUAUGAAGAAUCUGAUUUACCUCCACAAGUUCCAAAUCAUCAUUAUCGUAAUGCAGGUUAUCGUAAUAUUCCAAAUCAACCAGGUAAAAAAAAUUCUCGUAUGCAUUCACUUGAUGAUAAUCAUUCAUCACGACGUACAUCAUCAAUUAAUCAAACAAAUUCAAAUGAUGAUGAUACAAUGUCACAAAUAAGUAAUCAACGUAGUUCUCAAGGUCCAAUUGAUAUUCAUCAUCGUCCAUUAUGGAAUUAUAAUAAUCCUAAACAUCGUGAAUAUGUUCCUAAUUCAAAACGUGAUCCACAUUAUGAAGAACGACAACGUCUUAAACAUUUUCAACAAGGAAAUUUUGAUCGUAUUGAUGAUGUACAAAAAAAGAUAUGUUAUAAUCGUUGGAAUAGUGACAGUGAAUUACAACAACAACAAAAAAAAUCCAUACCAACAAAUCGUAUACGUUCAACAAUAUCAAAAACAUCAACAAAUGGAAAUCAUAAAGAUGAAAGUAUUAUGAAUUUACUUAAACUACAAAAUAAAUAUCAACAAGACACAUUUGGUACAAGAAAACCAUCAUCAAUGCAAACAAAAAAUGAUGAAGAUUUUAAUUCUAAUCGUGGAUCAUCAUUAGAUAAAUAUGAAAGUUAUAUACCACAUACAAGAAAUGAUGAAAUAAUUGAUCGAACUAAAAUAAAUUCACCAUUAUCACAAUCAAGAGAAACAUCACCACAUAAAGAAUUAAUGGAAAAUAAUACAAAUGAUAAUUAUCGUCAGCAACGAGAAUGGGAUAAUACAAAUAAACAAUAUCCAAAUGUUGAGCCACCACAAUAUAAUCCACCACAAUAUAAUCCGCCACAAUAUAAUCAACCACAAUAUAAUCAACCACAAUCCAGAGAAGAACAUAUUCUACAACAAUUAUCAGCUAUUAAAGAAAAUUUGGUUCGUCGACAACGAGAACUUGCUACUUAA